Molecule: messenger RNA, 1854 nt
Organism: Colletotrichum godetiae
Lineage: Eukaryota; Fungi; Ascomycota; Sordariomycetes; Glomerellales; Glomerellaceae
Product: archaeal flagellin N-terminal-like domain-containing protein
Exons: 8
Coding region: 1-1854 (617 amino acids)
Source: RefSeq, a predicted model, not a curated record
AUGGCAGGGGUAGCAAAGGAGGCCGUUGUGCCAAUCGAGGCCGUUCUUCUAGGACUAGCCGUCGUCCUCGUUCUUGCGCGCUUAUGGCUUCGUCUGGUGCGACAACAUCAGAAGCUGACCAUCAGUGAUUGGAUUCUUGUAGUUUCUUUGCUCGAUGCUACCGCCCUAUUCACGACCGAUACUAUGGCGUAUAACCUUGGAGGAAUGGACGAAUACGACCCUGACGCUCCUGACGCUCCCAUUGAGGAACAGAUCUUGUUGAUGAAAGUUGCCUUUGCUGGGAAUUACUUUUACGAUACUGGCAUUUACUUCCCAAAGAUCGCGUUGCUUGCCUUCUACUUCAAGCUGAUUCCGCCAACAAUGCCGUUCCUUCGAAAGGCGCUCUACGGCGUGAGUGCUCUGACGAUAUCUUUCGCAGUGACGACUUUCUUUCUGGAUACCUUUUGGUGUGGCUCUGAUGUUUCUAUCAAUUGGGACGCAGAGGGAAGCUGCAGUACCUAUGACUCGAAAGAUGUUUUCCGCAUCGAUUGGGCCAUGAACUUUGUGUCGGAUGUGCUGAUUUUCACCAUUCCAUUUCCUCUCUUAUUCGGUCUUCAACUCAGCGGCAGAUACAUCAUCGGACUUGCCGCCACAUUUUCCACCGGCAUCAUCACGAUAGGGGCCAGUGUUGGAAGAUUUGCUACUGUAGAAGCCAUAAACGCAUGGACAAACGUCUAUGUGCUUUCCAUGACGGAAAUCGCGGCCGCAAUUAUUGUCGUGUCUCUACCCGCCUUGAAGUCGCUUCUUCAUCGCAGAGGGCUGCCUACCUCAAAGUAUGGGACCGGGCAAACUUUGUCAGCAGGGCGGGCAUUUGACAAGCAGCCAACAAAUUUCAGUCGAAGUCACAUCAAGCUGUCCUCGGGAAGGGAGCCGUAUGUGGCGACAGCGACAGCGGUUCCCGAGGAGGAGUCAGGCAGCGAGGUGGAACUGACCAAUCUCGAGGGAUCGAAUGUGAUCUACAAAUCCGCUCGAGUGAGCGUGACAUACCAACGACGAGAGGACAUAUCCGAAUGGAUUCUGUUGGCAGCAUCCUACGUGUUCGUCGGCCUGCGACUUUGCGCCCGGCUGUUCCGGCUGCGAGAGAAGCUAGCUUGGUCUGAUAUUCUUCUUGUUCUCUCUGCUAUCAACGCUCUCGCAUUGAUCAUAUGUGAUACCCUGACCUUCCAACUCGGCGUCAUGGAUCACUGGGAGUCUUCUGUUGCUCUGUCCAAGAUCUCCUUCGCGUCCAACUACUUCUACGAUGUCGGAAUGGGCUUUCCCAAGAUGAGCAUGCUGGCAUUCUACUGGGCCUACUUCCCCUCAACUACGAGCCCGAUAAUGCGCAAGGCACUUUGGGGCAUCACUGCUUUUGUCUGCCUUUCGUACAUGGCUAUACUCUGGGAUGACACAUUCUUCUGUGGCAAAGACGUUUCGGUGCAGUGGUCGCAGGAAGAUGGCGCAUGCAGCGUCUUUUACGCGCCGGAGCCCUUUAUCCUCAACUUCACUCUCAACCUCGCUUGCUACCUCUGCGCAUCUCUAGUCUAUGUCCUUCCUUUGACUCUGUUGAUUCAAGGUGUCCUCGAGCGAUCCAUCGGUCUAACUCUUACUUUCGUUCUUGGUACCUUGACCAUCAUGACUACUAUCGUUCGCUUUAUCACCCUGAAGGUUGGCACUGGUCAGGAGAACUUGGUUUAUCCCCUGAGUAUCCUCGAAAUGACGCUCGCCAUUACCGUUGUGGCACUUCCAGGCUUGAAGCCUCUGCUUGACCGAAAAUCUACGAAGUCGUCGGUCGAAACAGUCCAGAUUGACCACGAGAGCAAGAACUUCUCAUCAUGA